Messenger RNA from Orbilia oligospora ATCC 24927, 3129 nucleotides. RefSeq lists its product as uncharacterized. Gene Ontology annotation, molecular function: nucleic acid binding. The transcript is spliced from 8 exons. The record is from RefSeq and is a predicted model, not a curated record. Bases 1 to 3129 code for a protein of 1042 amino acids. NCBI's taxonomy places the organism in Eukaryota, Fungi, Ascomycota, Orbiliomycetes, Orbiliales, Orbiliaceae.
AUGGAGAGGAGGAAGAGGAGGAGGAGAAGGGGGGGGAGGAAGAGGAGGAAGAGGAGGACCGUGGAGGGGAGGAAGGGGAGGAAGGGGAGGAAGGGGAGGAGAAGUAGGAGGAAGUGGUGGGUCAUUGAGGGGAGGAAGAGGGGGGGAGAAGCAGGAGGAAGUGGUGGGUCAUGGAGGGGAGGAAGAGGAGGAUGGGGAGGAGGCGGGGAGGGGAGCUCAAGGGGAGGGGGGCACAGAGGGGGACGUGGUGGGUUUUCACCUACUACUACGCAAUUUCAGGGGGACGCCAUCUUAGUCACAGAGAUGGACAAGAUGACAAUUUCGGGGGACAACGACAAUGAAACUAUUGCGUUAUCGAAACGAGUUCUUGCUUUUAGGGACAAGCAGUGGGUUUUCCCAAUCCGAAAGGAGUACAAUACGACUUCCGGGCGACCCACCUAUGUCAUAGCCAACUACUACGAGUUAAUGACCAGUACACAAACAAAAAUCGUAAGAUAUGUAUUCGAAAUGACCGGGCCUAAUAGAAGCAAAGAACUGGUCGAUAGCUUCAUCCAAAAAGAAUUCCCCACCGUCGUUGAGUAUCUUUGCCCCGACUAUGGAGGCUAUCUAUAUGCUCCGGAGGACUGGAUACCGGGAAAGCAACACUUCACAUAUCCGGCGGGUCAUGAAUUUGAGGGCCAAACAUUCACUCUGAAAUCUCGAUUGGUUCUCAACGUUGACGAAUACCGUGACUACCUUGCAGCCUCAGACGUUCCAAUAUCCUCAAUUCUACCACUCGCACAUGAAGAAACGGAGAAUUGUGUUAUUCCAGUAGCCUUCUACGCUGUGUCGAUGGCACUCAAUGCUAUUAUAAUUCGCAACCCUAGACUCAAAAACACCCACUUAAUUCACGAGAAGGGAAAUACUAUGUAUGACUCCAGGAAGGGGAAGGUAUUGAGUCAAGACCCAUGCUCCAUAAGCGGAUUGGAUACUGGGCACUCCGCACAAAUUAUUGUUGGUCUUCACGCCUCUGUUAGACCAGGAUCACAACGGUGCCUGGUGAAUGCAAGCAAGGUGACGAAUUUAUACUAUAGGACAUUACCAAUGGAAGAUAUUGUCAAUUUGCGUGAAGGAACUCACGGUCAAGGUGUGAAUCUGGAAAAUCGGCUGCUCGAUAAAACAGAAGAGAAGGGUGUCAACCAAUGCUGGACAGGGGUUCUUAUCAGGGUGGAUUUACCUGAUGGGACAUCCCAGUACCGAGUAUUAAAACGCGUUCAUAAUGGAAACGCACAGCAAGUAAUCUGGGAGACCCGCGAGGGUGUUCAGGUUACAGUAGAGAUGUAUUCAAUUCGGAAGUGGUGCCGCGCAGCCGAGGGCCAGAAGUUUAAAGUACGUCUUGCGGCAUCUGGGUCCAGGGAUAUGAUUUAUCACUCCUCUUCUGCCCCCUUUGAGUACUUGGCAACUCUGAAAGACGAGUUUUCGAACAUGUUUCAUAGAGCUCAGGAUAACCUAACGCUAAGCCGUUUUGGCCUUGACAUCGGGAAAGAGCUUCUCAAGAUACAAGCUCGAACACUGGCAAUGCCAAGGGUGAUGAUGGGAAGGAACAGCACUGCAGAUAUAGACUCCGACAAUGGAUCGUGGCGCCCUAGGGGCAAGAGCUUUCACUCUCCGGCUGCUUUGCUGCCUUAUAUUCUGCUCGAAAUCCGGACUGGUGCUAGGGCGGUUCGAGUCGACCCGGGUGUGGGUAAAUCAUUCAAAGAUCUUAUUAUUGCACUUUUGGGGAAGUGUCGCGGCUACGGUAUGACCGGAACCGAGGUCGCGGCAUCUGGGGAGUUUACACUUUGGCUUACGAGCUCAAGGGAUGAUCCGAGAGUUGACAUUGAAAAUCUAUUUAAGGGUCGUAUCGAGGGUUUCAAGGGCGGGGCUGCAGGUGCGCAGGUCCCGUUAAUUUUUUGCCUACUUCCCGGGAGCGACUCGAGGUACUACAAUGCUAUAAAACGCGCUGGGGACGUUUUGAGUGGGGUUUUGACAAUUUGUAUGGAUGGAAACAAGACAAGUAAUCAGAAGAUAGCCCGCGACCCCGGUUCAUACUGCGAAACACUUGCGUUGAAAGUUAAUCUCAAAUGCGGUGGGAUUAACCAUUCGACUCAAUCAGACCUGGUGCUUCAACAUAUCUUUCCGGGGUUGGAGAGCAACACGGUCAUGCUCCUUGGAGCGGAUGUCUCCCAUUCAGGGAGGAGGGAUCUACCCUCAAUCUCGGCAAUAGUUGGAAGCUAUGAGCCGAGUCAUUCGAGACUGUAUUCUGAGGUUGCUUACCAAAAGAACCAAGAAAUGAUUGAAAAUAUGGCCGAAGGGGUCCGAAGUCAUCUUGACCGUUUUCAUGAUAAACAUAAAACUCUACCGAGAUUUAUAGUUAUGUUCCGGGACGGUGUUAGUGAAUCGCAGUAUCGACAGGUUCUUGACAGAGAGGUUGUUGCGAUAGACGCUGCGGUUGAUAGGGCCUUUCUACAAUCUGGCACCCAAAGAACCCCGGAAAGGCCAAAAUUAGUGGUUCUUGUAGUUGGAAAGCGGCAUCACACUCGCUUCUUCCCACCAGGUGCGACAGACAAACGUCACAAGACACUUCCUGGGCUUGUGGUCGAUAGAGCUAUUACUGCGAUAUAUGAGAAGGAUUUCUUCCUCCAGGCACAUGCUGCCAUACAAGGCACACCACGCCCAGCACACUAUUUUGUCAUUCGUGAUGAUAUGGAUUUAAGCGAUACACAGAUUCAGGAACUGGUUUUUAAUUGGAGCUUCAGCUUUGGGCGCUCAUUUCGAAGUGUAUCAUACGCGCCGCCGGCGUAUUGUGCAGAUCUUGCAUGUGGUCGGGCUAGGGCAUGGAUCCAGCAUAAAGUUGACGAUAUCAGAGGCGGGGAAAACCUGUAUCCGGCUUCAGCUAGUGGUUCUAAUAGCAGUUCUGAUAUUACGGCAGUAGCACAGGCCAAUCUGCACGGAAUUGCUGGAGACUGUGGGAGACUGCACGAGGAUUUGAAAGAAACAAUGUGCGAAGCAGAAUGCAACAAGAUCGUUUGCGUUGAACAGAAUAUGGAUAAGGUCAAUAUUGGGAACAAAAGGGGUUUGAUCAAUAUUAUUGAGAUGCAUGACGCAUAA